Molecule: messenger RNA, 1388 nt
Organism: Mytilus trossulus (common blue mussel)
Lineage: Eukaryota; Metazoa; Mollusca; Bivalvia; Mytilida; Mytilidae
Product: testis-expressed protein 9-like
Exons: 11
Coding region: 61-1302 (413 amino acids)
Source: RefSeq, a predicted model, not a curated record
CGGGAUGCGACUACACUUUUAGAAAAAAGCCGAUUUACGGCAGCAACCCAGUGCGUCAAAAUGGCUGAAAGUUUUAAUAACAUUCCAGGCAGUAGAACAAAUUCUGCAAAGACUAGACCAGGAUCAGGGAGGAAACCUGGCUCAAGUGUAAAAAAUACUAAUAUAUCUGGAGGUGGGAGUAUUCUUAGUAAAGAAGAAGAGUACAAGAGACUAAAUGAUGAAUUAGAAGCAAGAACAGCAAGUCUUGUUAGAGAGGCUGAAGAAGUUUUGCAAGGUCAAGAGAAAGUUUUAUCAGAAUCCAGACUGUUAGAUAAUAUAAAUGCUGAUGAUUUUCUCAAAGACUAUGAUGAUGAUACAGAACCAAACACAGACAGAUCUUAUACAGACCGACCGUCAUCAAAGACUGGAUCCAGAACAAGUUCAAAGGUUACCAACCAUACAAGACCACAUUCCACAAACCAGUCCAGGCCACCAUCAAAAGUUAAGCGACCUACUUCUGGAAAACCUCUUAGACCAAAGAGUGGUAAAUCAAACCUAGCAGACAAUGUAGCCGUCCCAGAAGACACAUUCAUGACACAGUUUAGAGACUUUAACAUAGAUAAAACAGUCAGCAACAUAGAAGGUCAGAUUGAUAGAGGUCAGGUUAUCUCUGAUGAAGAUGAUGAUGUCAUACCUCAGGCAGCCAAUGAAAUGGGAGCAGAAGCAACUAUACGUUUUCUCAAGGCAAAAUUACGAGUUAUGCAAGAAGAGCUUGACAGACUUGGAUCAGAGGUCAAUAAACGGGAUGAUUCAAAUAAAACUUUAUCAGUUAAAAUCAAAGAAAUGGAGGACGAGAGAGGCAGAUUAUAUCGUACAACAUCAGCACAACAGGCACAAAUUGAUAAAUUCAAAAAAAUAUCAGAAGAUGCUCAAGUAAAAAGCGAUACUGCAGAAACUCAGUUAUCAGGUCUAAGAAAGGAAUUAGAUCAGAUGAAAAGGUCCCAGAAACAACAGACAUCCACUAAUACAGCAACAGAAGUCAGAUUGAACAGAGCAUUAGAGGAGAUAGAGAAAUAUAAAGAACAAUUACUGAGAGCUAAAUCUUCUUCUAAGGAAUCUACUGACCAUGAUAGAAAGAGAACAGAACAGUUGCUAGCAGAUAAUAAACGAUUAGAGAAACAGAAAAAUGAACUGAUGGCAGGAUUUAAAAAACAACUCAAACUUAUAGAUAUUCUGAAAAGACAAAAGAUGCACAUAGAAGCAGCCAAGAUGUUAUCAUUCUCUGAAGAAGAAUUUGUGAAAGCUUUAGAAUGGGGAAGCUAGCACCAGUGACUUGAAUAUUUAUAUUGCCAUACUGUGAUCACAUUGUAUUUAAUUUUAUUUAUUUAAUUAUAUAAUAUUCCAAUUUA